ACGCUCCUCCUCUGUUGUUUUACGCUGAGUCGGCUCGGCGCGCUUGCAAAGCUUUCAAGGAUCGACCUGUCGUCAUUUUUACUGUAUCAAAACAAAUAUAAACUUUGCUUACCUUUCCAAAAUCCUUCGAUCAUCGCUUGCAUCUAUCCAAUCGAUCACUGUUUAGUUUUCUCCAAUCAAAGCUCUAAACUACCAACUCUUAGCAACUCUUUUUUUUUUUGUUGUUAAGUGAUUAUGGAUUUAAUCGACACUAACUUUGAGCUUAAAGAGAUUCAAAAACUCCAUGGUCAUACUGAUAGGGUUUGGAGUCUCGCCUGGAAUCCAGCCACCAGAAUUGGCGGUGCUCCGGCGGUUUUUGCUUCUUGCAGUGGCGAUAAAACCGUUCGAAUCUGGGAGCAGUCUCCUUCCUCUGGCUCUUUUGAUUGCAAGGCAGUUUUGGAAGAAACACACACUAGAACAGUUCGAUCUUGUGCCUGGUCACCAUCUGGGAAAUUAUUGGCUACUGCAAGCUUUGAUGCCACUACUGCUAUUUGGGAAAAUAUUGGGGGUGAUUUUGAAUGUGUUUCUACUUUGGAGGGUCAUGAAAAUGAAGUCAAAAGUGUAUCUUGGAAUGCCUCUGGGUCUCUGCUUGCAACAUGCAGUCGAGAUAAGACCGUGUGGAUUUGGGAAGUAAUGCCAGGAAAUGAAUUUGAGUGUGCUUCAGUAUUGCAAGGACAUACACAGGAUGUUAAAAUGGUUAAAUGGCAUCCAAACAUAGAUGUUUUGUUUUCUUGUAGCUAUGAUAACACUAUUAAGGUUUGGGCUGAGGAUGGUGAUGGUGAUUGGCACUGCGUCCAAACUUUGGGUGAAUCUAACAAUGGUCACACUUCCACAGUUUGGGCACUUUCUUUUAAUGCUGAAGGAGACAAAAUGGUUACCUGUAGCGAUGAUCUUACUCUAAAGAUAUGGGAAACAGAUAUUGGCAGGAUGGUUUCUGGUGAUGACCAUGCAUCUUGGAAUCAUGUUUGCACACUUUCAGGUUAUCAUGAUAGAACAAUCUUUUCAGCUCACUGGUCAAGGGAAGGUAUUAUAGCCAGUGGAGCAGCUGAUGAUGGUAUUCGAUUUUUUGUGGAGAGUAAAGACGAUUUGGUUAAUGGCCCUUCAUAUAGACUACUGUUGAAAAAAGAAAAGGCUCAUGAUAUGGAUAUAAAUUCAGUGCAAUGGGCCCCUGGGGAGAACCGGCUUCUUGCUUCAGCAAGUGAUGAUGGAACUAUAAAGAUAUGGGAGUUGGCAACAUUAACCUGAUACAGCUAUUUUUAGUAUUAGUCAUCUUUUUUUGCCUGUUCUUUUACCCCUUUCAUCGAGGUUUGAUAUGUAUGAUUGAUAAAGUUGUAGGAGCGCUCUUUAGUCAUGUGAUCUAUGGCCACAGCAUUAUAUGCUUCGUUCUUUUUCUUCUUCUCCUUUUUUUUUUUCUUUUCCAUAAAAUCAAGAAAUUUGAUACAUGUAUAAGCGAGUUGUCAAAAUGAUUGCCUAGUAGGGUUGUUGAUUGUUACAAAACAGGUUACAAUUUUGCUGAGAAGUUUUGGUCCUCCUGAAAUCAAUCCCUCUCUCCCAUGCCCCUUCUGAUAUUAGAACAAUACAACUCGAGCCACUUUUAUGUAUUUAUUUAUUUAUUUAAGAAUUUAAGGUACCAACAAGUACUUGCUGCUGAUUAUUAUUAGUAGUAGUAUCA
Molecule: messenger RNA, 1711 nt
Organism: Ricinus communis (castor bean)
Lineage: Eukaryota; Viridiplantae; Streptophyta; Magnoliopsida; Malpighiales; Euphorbiaceae
Product: protein CIA1
Exons: 10
Coding region: 235-1284 (349 amino acids)
Biological process (GO): iron-sulfur cluster assembly
Cellular component (GO): cytosolic [4Fe-4S] assembly targeting complex
Molecular function (GO): protein binding
Source: RefSeq, a predicted model, not a curated record